UAAAGCCACAGACCAUGAAAUCCCAAGUAGAACAACGCCAUGGCGUCGAAAGCUGUGCUCGUGGCCUGCGGGUACUUGGAUUCUGGACCUUGGUCGCUGUGGCAGCUGGUACUGAUUGUACGACGGAGACGAGUGUGUGCUACCAGGGUACGAACUUGGCCAUCACCUUGGAUGUGAAUUCCAUAGCUCAGGGCUGUCAAGAGGUUGGGAAUGCAGCUGCCUGUUGUGACUUGUGCGCUCAGUACUGGCCGCAGUGCCUCUCGUGGCAAUUUAUCAUCGAAGGUAACAAUGAUAAUGGAUAUGCAGGAAUGGCAUUUUAUUGCUGCCUGAAGGGAAGCUAUCGUCCGGACCCAUUGUCUGCUGCUUAUUGUUCGUCGGGAUACUUCAACCCCCAGUGUACACUUACUGAAUCUUGUAGCUUUCAGGUUUCGGGCACGAGCCUCACAGAGGCAUCAGCUGUAGUCGCCGAGACUGGCACCUCAUGUGGGGACGCCGGCUAUGCAGCUGAGACCUGGAAUGGCAUCACCAACCCACAGAAUGCAACGUCAUACAGCGAUCCUACAGCUGUGUUUGAUUUCGGAACUGCUUCUAGCGGCACUGUUGGAGAUUACAUCCUUUGCCACGGGUCAUCGAUCAAUGCAGCCGACUUCCCGGAUCAUGUUGGCAGCUUCACCAUGAAAGGGCCUUCCACUGGACAAUCUUUUUCCUGCACGUUGGGAGCUGAUUGCAUUCUGACACUGGCAGGCUUCAGCCAAGCGGCUUCACCUGCCAGCUACAAGGUGGUGAUCACAGCUGCAACUUCCUGCGGAACUGGGCUGACGGCUGCCAGCUUUUCCGGAACCUUUGAGAACCCCAGAGCUGUGUGGGACAAUGACAAUGACAACUACUAUGAGAUGAAAGUUGGAACUGAAGGUGACACCACAGUAACGUACAAAGUUUGCUGGUCUGCGAACCCGGCAUCCCUGGAUGAAUAUAUCCUCCACGUCGGCGACUUCACCAUGAAUGGCCCUACCACUGGAAUGUCGCACGCUUGUACCAUGGGAAAGACAUGCACUUUAACCUUGCAGGGCUCAGGCUUUUCACAAAACAAUGGGGUGCUGGUAGCAGUUGGUGCUUCGGGUGUGUGCCCUCUCCUGGUUGACAGUUUGGUCAGCUCCUUUGGAUCCAGCUUCGUGCACCCCACAUUGCCACAAGCCUCGCCAUACACAGUGUUCUCGUUCGGAAGCCCGCUGAGUGCCCAUGACAACCAGCCAGGCAGUGGAUAUCGCGUGUGUUGGUCGUCAUCACCGACUCAAACUCCGCCUUCGAAGGUCAACGCUGACUAUUCCAUUGAUGCUGGCCUGUUCACACUCAACGGUCCGGUGCAAACUAACCACCAGUGUGUUUUGACCCAACCCUGUGAGAUCACUUUGACAGGCUCAGGCUUGAGCACCAUUGGUACUCAUGGCCUCCUUCUGUUGGAGGAAGGUGCUUCGUGCGGCCAAGCCGCUGACCUGGUCAAUGCGUCUGGUGCAUCCUGGACUAACCCAGCAGCUGCAUCUGGCACCAGCCUUGACACAUUUGUUUUUGACACUUCAACGCAAGGUGUGCCAUUGAGCAGUUAUGUCAUUUGUUGGGCGUUCGGACCUACAACUCCAUUGGAUUACAACGUCUACGUGGGCACUUUCGAACUGGGAGGUCCUGACCUUCUUUAUGGGUCCACAUGUGUGAAGGGCGAGAGCUGUGUCAUCACGCUGACGGGAAUAGCCUUUGCCAGCACCAACAAGAUUCUAGUUGUCGACACCGGCAGCGAAUGUGGUUCCAGCGCAGUUCCAGCGACUUUCAGCCCCAUGGAAGUGGAGAAACUGGUGCAAGACGGGACGUUCACGGAAUACCAGCUAGGGAGGCCCAACACAGGCACCGCGCAAUCAGGCUACACCAUUUGCUGGUCUGCAAGCCCCAGCUCGACCGCCGACUUCCCCCUAACCCUGGGAGAUUUCACAGUGACAGGCCCGAAUGUGCAAAACGUUGCUUGUACUCUGGGGCUUUCAUGCAUUGUGGAGCUCAUAGGCCUUCAGAUGGAAAGCACAAACAAAAUGAUUGUGCUUUCUGCGGGAGAAUGUGGUGACAAUGGACCCACUCUCUCCUCUGUGACUGGCAUGCUGAAUUCCAUCACUGUGACGGGGCAAUCACCUUAUAAUAGCUACGACCUGAACACCCCCCUGGCUGGACAGCCCAGCACUGACUACAAGCUUUGCUGGUCGAGCGCGCCAGCAGAUGGUGCUGGCGCGGCCUUUUACCGAGUUCCUGUGGGACUUCUGACUUUGAAUGGCCCUGUGCAGGUCUCUCAGGCAUGCACGAUGUCAUUGGCAUGCCAGAUCACGCUUACAGGUGUUGGCUUGGCAGCCUCCAAUCAACUACUUCUCAUCCACUCAGAAAGUUCCUGUGGUGAUGUGUCGGCGACAACUGCAACCUUCGACGGUUUGACAAAUCCGGUAAGUCCUACAACAGGGAAUGUAGCUGUGUACGAUUUGGGCAUUGCACGGACAACGUCAGAUGGCCCGGGGAGCGGCUACACAGUCUGUUGGGGUCACAAUGGUGGUGUAGAUUACUGGAAUAUUCAACUUGGUACCUUCUCAAUCAGUGGCCCUGAUGCACAAACGACGGAGGUCACUUGUACUAUGGGCUUGAGCUGCAGCAUUCAAGUCACUGGAGUAAAUCUAGCUUCUACCAACAAGAUUGCAAUAACGGCGCUUUCAGAUAUUUGUGGACAGACAAGCUUAAACAUGGCCAUUUUUCCUGGCGCCGCCAAUCCCGUGAGCGCCUCAGGAAGCUUUGAUGUGUUUGAAGUGGGCAUUCCAACCGGUGGCAUGCCUGGAGACUACAAAGUCUGCUGGGGCUACUCACCAUCAGCCGAUACCGAUUAUCAUGUGCCUGUGCUGACCCUGCGCAUGGGUGGGCCUGUGGCAAGGAGUAGUGAAUGCACCUUGAGUGAGCCCUGCAAGAUUGAUGUGGAAGGUGUGCGACUUGCACAUACGAGCAAGCUGCUGUUCAUCUCUACUAGCAGCAGUUGCGGAGAUUCCUCUCCAACAAUUGUUCCAUGGAGUGGAUUCAACAAUCCGGCCAGCACAGACCUUUUAAUGGCACCUGCCAACCCUGGUUAUGUCUAUGCCAACGGGGACCGGUAUGAUGGCGGCAUCGGCUUUGCUGGCACCCCAGGAAGCUAUCAGGUGUGCUGGGGCUUUGACCCGACAAGCUAUGAUCAUUACAAUGUCCCUUUGGGCAGUUUCAUCAUGAAUGGACCGUUUCAAGGUCUGAAUGUUGCCUGCACUCUGGGAACCUCCUGUGUCAUUGAACCUACUGGUGUUGGCUUGAAUGACACCAAUCAGUUGCAGCUAGUUGCGGGUUCUGAGCUGUGUGGCUCGGCGGACAUUCAGGUCGCCACCAUUCAGGGGCUAUCGAACCCAGUCCUUGUAGCUGAUUCCAAGUUUACGCUGGGUGCUGCGGUGGUGGGUGGUAGCUACACUGCCUGCAAAGUACCUUCACCAGCUGACAGCUGCAUCGGUUCACACUAUCGACUUUGCUGGGCACAUGGUGUCUAUGAUGGGGGUGCCAAUUUUGUGGUGGAGCUGGGUGUGUUCAGCAUGAGUGGGCCCUACGGUACCUACAGGGUGGACUGCACCAUGGGAUCCAUUUGCAGCUUCACACUUUAUGGUUCAAAUUUGGCUCUUACAAACAGGGUCCUAAUUGUAGAGGAGCUCAGUUCUUGUGGUGAUGCUUCUCCAGUAAUAGUCUCCUUUGCUGGCCUGAUGAAUCCUGGCGUGUUCAGCCAGCUGGCCACAGAUAGCUCCUUUGCUACGGUGAGGCUGGGCAAAUCUCAUGCUGGGCGACCUGGAUCAUUCAGAUUGUGCUGGGGCUUCAGUCCUUUGGUUCUUUCAGAUUAUGUGGUGGAUGUUGGCAUGUUCUAUUUUCAUGAUGUUCCGGAAGGUUGUACUCCUGGAGCCUUCGGGCCGACCUGCUCAGUACCUCGUUGAGCCGGCGGAUCACGCUUGGCUCCGCAGUGCUCAGGGUGUGCUCGACGGGCCCUUUGUGUCAACUUGUUAAUGGCCCAUAGAUCCCAUAGGAACACCCAAUGGGUGAAGAAGCUUGAUUCCAAUGUGAAUUGAGUUCAUUGAUCUUGCUACAAGGCAAUGGUCAAAGGUUGUGAGAGGCAUGCGUUGCUAGACGUGUGUGACAUCAGCUUGGUGAAGUCAUGCGAGUAAACGACUGAAGAGCACCGUUACCGUAAACACACUGAUUUUUGCUCAGCUCGAGCCGGUGGCAUCAUGGGG
This is a messenger RNA of Durusdinium trenchii, 4310 nucleotides long. The record is from the annotation of a GenBank genome assembly. NCBI's taxonomy places the organism in Eukaryota, Dinophyceae, Suessiales, Symbiodiniaceae.